AAGAUGAAGUAUUUUUCAAAAUAUGCAGAAGUAUACAAGAGUACAAUUUGCUUUUUGUAAACCAGUUGAUUGAAGCCAAUAGUUACAAAGUUUUGUUGUGGAAAAAAUUCUAUGCAUUGAGAGCGAAAUCUUUGAAAGGCCAUAAACCCAAAUGGUUCAGAGUUAUUGAGAACUAUUUUGAAAUAAAUCAGAGUAGAAUCAUUAAAAAAAGUGAAGCUCAGAUUCAAGAACCAAACACAAUAGCAAUGAAGACUUAUGCAAAAGAAGUGUCAAUUGAUAAACAAAAGCAUGAAUGGGUUAUAGUGAACAAGAAUCAAGAAGAAGCCUUGUUGAGAGGUAGGUAUAAGAAUUGUAAAGGAAAGCAUGAAAAAAGUACGGAGUGCGAUUUUUGGGUAGAAAAAAAAAAUAUACUAGAGUCAAUUCAAACAACAAAUCAAGAGACAGGCUCUAAAAAACUAGCACUAAUCGAAGAAAUAGUCAGGUACAGAAAAGCGACAGAUAAAGUAAUAAAAGAUGAAAGAGAACAAGAGCUAGUUUUAAUAGAAAUAGAAGAAUAUACAAAGAGUUUUAUAAAAUUGCACGGUUUUGACAGAGUACUAGAAGAGAUACUAGAAGAGCAUCUUGAAACAAAUAUUA
Messenger RNA from Dentiscutata heterogama, 636 nucleotides. The record is from the annotation of a GenBank genome assembly. NCBI's taxonomy places the organism in Eukaryota, Fungi, Glomeromycota, Glomeromycetes, Diversisporales, Gigasporaceae.